AUGAAUUUUGAAAUUUCCUCGCCGAACGUCAUGUUAGUGGACGGCUCUUCGGAUAAUCAACCAUCACUAGCAGAUCCCUCCUCAUUGUCUUCCUCAUCCUCAUCUCUAUUCAGUUCAUCGUCGUAUUCACCCGAUCAUAGCUGUGGCAAUUGUUUUACUAUUGAAGCACAUUUACCUCUCGUGAAAAAUAAUAUCGAACAAGUUGAAAAAUUCAAACGAUUAUUAUCUCGCUUGGACAACGUUUACAAUAAUAAUAAUAAUAAUAAUAACAGCAAUAAUAACAAUAACAACAAUAAUCAAAAUAUGUCAACCACAACUUUACCGUUACCUUCGACAACGUCACCGCAUGUUACUGAUCGUUAUCUUUUUCGUUCGCUCUCAAAUGAUAAUCAAAACUCACGAAUAUCUGCAGCAAAGAAGAACAAAUUGUCCAAUGCACCACCAUCAUUAAGUAAACGUUAUAAAUUUUCGUCGACUGUCACCGAUCAAAAUAAUAAUGAUGUCUAUAAGUUUCCUAAUGGCCAAACGGAACAACGUUCACAUUCGACUGAUUCGGACCGAUACUAUUUCUCAACAGGCGACUCUGCGAAGAAACCUCAACAAAUAUUAACAUAUGUUCGAUCUGGUUCCGGCUUGGAGCAGCGUGCUGUUACCUUUAUUGAUGGAGCGUCAAUUUCAUCUGAUAAAGUUUCUUUACCGACAACAAAGUCAAUACAACCAACUACUAUUGUAUCGGAUACGCCUUAUCUUUUCUCAAAGACAACAGAAUCCCAGCGACAACCAGGUGCAACAUCGUCAGUCAACCCAGAAGAUGACUGGCUAGAACAACGACAGCAACCGCAUAUUAUCUUCGAUAGUAUCACUGAUUCGUCGCCCAAUUCACAACUAAAACGCCCACGUACAUCAAGUACAAGUCCAGAACGCCGACGCAUAUCAAAACAUUCACCCACGCGUAUGGAUACUGUCACAUCGACAAAUGGCUCAUUGUCGACAUUACGACGAUCACCCCCAACUAAAGUGCAAAAUGUUCGCUUUGAUCCAACAUCGACACAGAAAUCAUAUUUAAGUGAAGCAAAAGAACGCUUAGCAAUCAAAAAGCGUGGACGAUCACCACAAGCUUUACAACAAUCAGUUGACCGUUUAGUCUCAUCAACAAAUCAAAAAUAUCGCCAACAGCAAAUUUUCUCACCGCCUGCCCCAUUUCAACCAUCACAACAACAACAUCAAAGUUAUAUCAGUCAAUAUUAUGCACAAGAAGAAGAACCUCCUAUUGAUUAUCCAAUGGAUAGCGAUGAUGAUGAACCACAAAAACGUUCAACCUUGUACAAUCGUGGUUUGAACGCUAAUAGCGCACACGAGCGAAUCUUGAAACACGUCAACGGUAGUUUGCUUGACCGGCGAUACUUAGGUGAUACCAAUCGCAUCAAACAACUGGAACAGAACGCUCAUCGUUACCUACGUUUUAUCGAAAAUCAGUCGUUACAACGUGAAUUAAAUUAUGAUUUAAUUCGAUGUUUCUCAUCCACAUAUCUCGAUGAUUUACGCCGUGAAGAAAACCGACAUUUUCAAACGCGAGUUAACAUGCGAUCAUAUACAUAUGAAGAUAUACAAGACAUUCAUAUGUCGCAAGUUCUCGAAGCUUUCAAGAUGAAACGAGCGAUCGACAAAGAAAAACGUCUCCGAUUGAGUGCAAGUUUCGAUGGACAAAUUACAUCAUCAACACCAACAUCAUCCAUUGGUGCGGGACACUUAUCGCCUCUCUCGGCUUCGUAUAGUCCAGUCAUGACUGGAAGUCUCAACGAAAAUAUUGAUGCGCAAUCAGGUGGUUUUGAAAUCGAUCGUCGAUCAAUAAAAUCACAUACUUCGCUUGAUGAACAACGUGUAGCGAAUUGCUUUGAUUUCGAUCGUCAUUCGCGUACAAUCUGUGCGAGACAAAAUGAUUGUGAAAACGGAGGAAAUUGUUAUGAAGAAAACUCGAAAUGUCCUAAAUAUUUCCUAUGUGAAUGUGCCGAAUGUUAUUACGGAGUGCGAUGUCAGUUGACAACGAAUGGUUUCAGUCUUUCACUCGACGCUAUUCUCGGCUUUUACAUUCAUCCGAAAAUCAAUCUUUUCAAGCAAUCAGGCGCAGUUCUGAUAAGUAUAAUUGUUAGUACAGUUUUGAUCAUUGUAGGACUGGUUAAUGGUACUUUGUCUUUGAUAACAUUUAAAAACAAGAAACUUUGGGAAUCUGGUUGUGCAAUUUAUCUAUUAAAUUCAUCAAUAAUUGUUUUACUGACCAUGAUUAUAUUCACAUUCAAGUUUUGGAUACUUAUACUUACACAAAUCGAAACGAUCCGGAAUAAAUCUUUUUUAAAAAUUGAAUGUAUUGGCAUUGAUUUCAUUCUUCGAUCAUGUUUAGCAAUGGAUCAAUGGUUAACUUCCUUUGUAUCGAUCGAAAGAACAUUUGUUACAAUCAAAGGAGUUAGUUUUAAUAAGAAACAGGCGCAAGUAGCGGCAAAAUAUGUCAUCUGUGUUCUAUUCUUUCUGAUAAUUGCAACGAAUAUCCACGAUCCCAUUCAUCGAAGUUUAUAUGAAGAAAACGAAGAUGACGAAAAACGAUUUUGGUGUAUUGUGCAAUACAAAUCGACGAUUCGUGUACUUGACUAUGCUAUCAAUGGUUUUCAUUCGAUCGUUCCAUUUCUUAUCAAUAUAUUAUCGGCAAGUGUCAUAAUAAUCAUCAAAACCCGUCAACGGAAAGCAGUAGUCGGAGCUGGACAAAAUCCUAAAUCGGUUUUCAAGGAAGAAAUCUACAAACAUAAAAAUCUUCUAGUUGCUCCGUUCGUUUUAGUACUUCUUGUGAUUCCACGUUUGAUAAUCACAUUCGCAUCCGGUUGUAUGAAACCAACUAGCAACCCGUGGCUCUUCCUUUCGGGAUAUUUUAUCUCAUUAAUCCCAUCAACACUUACUUUCAUUUUAUUUAUUUUACCAUCAACUGUAUACAGAAAAGAAUUUCAUAUGGUUAUCAGCAAAUACCAUCAAAUGUUUCGAAGAAAUCAAUAA
Adineta ricciae is the source of this 3039-nucleotide messenger RNA. NCBI's taxonomy places the organism in Eukaryota, Metazoa, Rotifera, Eurotatoria, Adinetida, Adinetidae. The record is from the annotation of a GenBank genome assembly.